Molecule: messenger RNA, 2456 nt
Organism: Carlito syrichta (Philippine tarsier)
Lineage: Eukaryota; Metazoa; Chordata; Mammalia; Primates; Tarsiidae
Gene: NSG2
Product: neuronal vesicle trafficking associated 2
Exons: 5
Coding region: 254-769 (171 amino acids)
Biological process (GO): G protein-coupled dopamine receptor signaling pathway; endosomal transport; clathrin coat assembly
Cellular component (GO): membrane; endosome
Molecular function (GO): clathrin light chain binding
Source: RefSeq, a predicted model, not a curated record
GGUGUGGGAGCCCGUCCCCGGUGGGAGGGGGCGCGAGCGAGCAGGCAGGCAGGCAGCUGCCAGGAGCUCUUCCCCGCGCGCUCCCGCCUCGCUCGGAAGCUCCGAUCCUGACACACGCGAGGCGCUGUCCUUUCAGCACCACGAGCACCGGCUGAGGAGGGAGGACUCCAGGCUGUCCUCCUCCGCUUCAAAUUGGCUUGAAUCUGCUCCAACCCUCAAGAGCGCAGCACCGUCUGGAAAGAAAGGCGUGAGGAUGGUGAAGCUGAACAGUAAUCCCAGCGAGAAGGGAGCCAAGCCGCCUUCGGUGGAGGAUGGCUUCCAGACAGUCCCCCUCAUCACGCCCUUGGAGGUCAACCACUUACAGUUGCCCGCUCCAGAAAAGGUGAUCGUGAAGACAAGGACGGAAUAUCAACCGGAACAGAAGAACAAAGGGAAGUUCCGGGUGCCGAAAAUUGCUGAAUUUACGGUCACCAUCCUUGUCAGCCUGGCCCUAGCUUUCCUCGCCUGCAUUGUGUUCCUGGUGGUUUACAAAGCCUUCACUUAUGACCACAGCUGCCCAGAGGGAUUCGUCUAUAAGCACAAGCGCUGUAUCCCGGCCUCUCUGGAUGCUUACUACUCCUCCCAGGACCCCAACUCUAGAAGCCGCUUCUACACGGUCAUCAGCCACUACAGUGUGGCCAAGCAGAGCACUGCCCGGGCCAUCGGGCCGUGGCUGUCGGCAGCCGCCGUCAUCCAUGAGCCCAAGCCGCCCAAGACCCAGGGCCACUAGAGGCCCACCCAGCCAGGAUGGGGGGGGGCGGAGUGGAGAGUGGGACCCCCGUUGGCUAAGCCAAGCUCCAAUUAUAAGACAACACUGUACUCCUGGGAUUUGGGGGCGGGGGCGGGGCAGGGCAGGGCAGGGUGGGGAGGGAGGAACUCACCGAAAAAUAUCGUGCACUGGAGUUGUCUGAAUCGAUAUUUCUUUUUGUCCCUUGGUAUUGUUGAUUCGUCCCCGAGUCAGGCUCAUGUACAAAGGCAUGUUUCGUGUUGAUUGUUCCCAUGUAAGAUAUUUUCAAAGCCACUGCUUAUUCUUUGUUAGGAAAAUGUAACAACAAAGAAGGAAAGAAACAAAGAAAAUGAACAGAAAGCACUCACCUGGCUCCAUCAGUAAGCCGUUGGAGAGCAGUCAAGAGUCAGACAUAGUGGGCUUCUUAGACGAAGAAUUGUAGCUUCCGUGGGGAGUUCAGAGGGUGCAGGAUAUGUGAGUGACAUAGACGGGGCUAUCUGGUGAGCCUCCGGCCUGCAGGAUAGGAACUCGGGAAGUUAGGAAUGGCCAAGCUGGAGAGGAAGACUGAUUCUGGCAUUACGAAGCCCAGGCUGCACAUGACCCACAGCAAAAUGUACCGAGCAUGGUACAUUUUGCAAGAUGAGCACAAACUUUCCGGACCUCCACACCAGGGUCUGGGCAGACUUGUGUCCCGGGCUCUGAAUGCUCACCCUAUGGUGAUGGGUCUUGCAUCAGCAAAUGUUGAGGAGUGGGCAGAGUUUCUUUGUCUUUUUCUUGUCUUUCUGAAUCCGCACCUGGAUACUGCCCAUGGUCACGAGACAGCUGAGGUAGGGAGGGAGAGAAGGAAGGAGAAGCUUCAAGGAGGAGGAAGGCACAGAACAGGCAUGUGACGCUUGGCCAUAAGCGAUAAGCACAGGCACUUAAUUUUAAAAUUCUUGCUUGUUUAUUGUUUCCCAAAGUGCUAAUAACAAUAGCAACAACAAUAGUAUUAUAACCAGAAACCUCAAGUGACAGCCGGGAAGAGACAUUAAGAUUUGGGCUGCAACGAUGCCAAAUUAUUUCUAAAGGAAGCUGAAAAAGUGACUGUCUUAUGCCCACUCCGUUGUGUUGACAGGGGACAUUCGUCCAAGCUCCUCAGCCGGGUUCUAGAAACUUCUGAUAAGGAGGCAGCAUCCAGCGUUGACUAGGCCUCCCACUGCCCUGGAACCAUAUUGGGCUCUCUCUUGCCUCCCACAAAUGUUUUGGGGAGGCUGGUUUUGCAGGGUGUAGGCUCCAGGUCCCACAGGACCAGAACUGGCUGGGAGAGCUGGUUAUUCAAGAUGUAGUACUGUUUGCCUUCGAGUCUCCAACAGGCCAUUUAGAGGGUAUUUUCUGUGGCUUGCUAUGUUGCUAAAAUCAUCGCACACAACAGCUGGGUAAUAAGACUAGUGUAGCUCAAACUAUCCUGCCAAAUGCUCUCAUCUGAUUUUUCCUCCCUUCUCCCCCGCCCUCCCAUCACCUCGAGUCACCUGUAAAUUCAUUUGUCAUCUGAAGCGGAAUAACAAAUUGUCCCUAGCCAAACCGCUGAGCGCUUUAUAAUUUUGUGGUGUAUUUUUGUCAGUAGGUAGCAGAGGCUGAAGUAUUUUUUGGUGUAAUUCUUGAAAUUUUCUGACAGGAAACAAAUAAAGAUAGAUGUGUCUGAGAGUCUUGA